UUUAAAAGGUCCGUGACGUAAAAGACUUUGAAGUGGAAAUAUAUACCAUGAUAUCAUUCUAUAUCUGACACUAAAAGUUUUGGACGCACGCCAUGGCACUCGAAUUGCUUUUUUAAGCUUCAUCGCGAUUUCUUAUAAAUUGACAGUACAUUAAAGGGCAUUAGUAAGAACAACAGGUAUAUGGUAGGCAGGGUCGAUAAAAACAGGAAAUCAGACUUCCGAAUAAAAUUUCCGACGUUCAAGGACUCGUACCAUGAAUACGGAGUUUCUAGUGUGGAGACACACUGCGUGUUUUUCUCUUUUUCUUUUAGUUUUCGUCGGAUGUACGAUGCAAGUUUUGUCCGGAAAUGUUGGAUCCCUUGGCAAAAUUAACCCCAGAGGAAAUCACUGGGCAGUAGGACAUCUGAUGGGGAAAAAAAGCACAGAUGACAGAUUUGGCUCAGAGGACAGUGGAGUGCCUAAUAAUCAAUACCUGCAGUCUGCAGAAAAUGAUAAGAGGCUGAAAGGAAACCUGCAACCACCGCAGCCUCUUACAGCUGUCUUCCGGGCUCUGCUGGCACUGGAGAGACCAAAUGAGAUUCCACCACAUUGGGCGAUGAUUCUGGAAAAAAAGACUCAAUGGGAGAAUGAGCAGGAUAGGAACCUGAAAGAGGUGGCGCAAAUCUUGUUGCAGACUUUGACCAUGAAGGACAACAGCGCCCCUUGAGGACAUCUAUCUGAUUAACAUGUUUCAAACGUUUUUGAAGCAUUUCUCUCGAAAUAAUACCAUGUUAUAUAUGAUGUUUGAGUAACAAUUAUUUUAAAAGCUUUAACAGAUUUACAUAAUGCAAACCAUUAUCUCCUGAAAAUUGUUUUCUGUGAUUUGUAACUUGUGUUCCACUGUUAUUUAAAUGUUUCAUACUACGAUUAUGUUGAACAUACAAUAAAUCUAAAACUUUUGAAAU
This is a messenger RNA of Paramormyrops kingsleyae, 944 nucleotides long. The record is from RefSeq and is a predicted model, not a curated record. NCBI's taxonomy places the organism in Eukaryota, Metazoa, Chordata, Actinopteri, Osteoglossiformes, Mormyridae.